This is a messenger RNA of Planococcus citri (citrus mealybug), 2941 nucleotides long. RefSeq names its product Nuclear cap-binding protein subunit 1 (gene Cbp80). Gene Ontology annotation, cellular component: nucleus; nuclear cap binding complex. Gene Ontology annotation, molecular function: protein binding; RNA cap binding; mRNA binding. The transcript has 15 exons. Bases 199 to 2583 code for a protein of 794 amino acids. The record is from RefSeq and is a predicted model, not a curated record. Gene Ontology annotation, biological process: nuclear-transcribed mRNA catabolic process, nonsense-mediated decay; mRNA export from nucleus. Lineage: Eukaryota; Metazoa; Arthropoda; Insecta; Hemiptera; Pseudococcidae.
AAAUAAUUUUUGAUCUUUUGCUUGCUACGCGAUAGCUACGCGUUUGUUUUCGAGAAAGUUAUCAAUUUUUGAGCGAGAAAUAUGGUGUGAAGUUCAUUAAAAUAUCUUUUUGUCCUGAAACAUUUAAUAUACGGUCGUUCACUAUUGUUGAUUAGCUGUCCGGCUUCCAACAGUGUGUUAUUUCUUUUAUUUUGAAUCAUGAGUCGUAGAAGACAGUUCGAGGAAACCGAAGAUGGUUACGAGAGACUCUGUAAAAAGAGACGUAAAGUAUCCGAAAACCAGGAUAUAGAAGACAGAUUGGGAAAAUUGAUUUUGGAAGUUGGAGAAAAAAACACGAACUUGGAAAGCAACUUACAAGGAUUAGCCAGCGUCUUGGAAGGCGACCUGGGCACAUUUCGAGCCAAAGUUUUGAGAAUUCUGACCGAUUGUGCGAUUAAAAUCCCAGAAAAAUGUACGAUUUAUUCAACGUUGGUCGGUUUAUUAAACGUGAAGAAUUACAAUUUUGGAGGAGAGUUCGUAGAGCAUAUGGUCCGAAAUUUAAAGGAUAACUUGAAAUCAUGUAACUGGAAUAGUGCUCGUUAUUGUUUGAGAUUCUUGGCGGAUUUAGUGAAUUGCCACGUUAUUUCUGCGAGUUCGUUGCUGUCGUUAUUUGAGAACCUACUAGAUGUUGUUAAAGAAGAAGGUGUACCGAUGGUUCGUAAAGAUUGGUACGCGUAUGCUGUAUUAUCAUGUUUACCUUGGGUUGGUCGAGAAUUAUACGAGAAGAAAGAGCAAAACUUGAAUAUGAUGCUGGCCACUAUUGAAGUGUAUUUGAAUAAAAGAUCGAAAAAGCAUCUUGGUGUUUUGCGGGUCUGGUCUACAGAUAAUCCUCAUCCUCAGGAAGAAUAUUUGGAUUGCCUUUGGGCGCAGAUCAAUAAGUUAAGACAGGACAAUUGGACGGAGAAUCAUAUUUUGCGACCGUACUUGGCUUUCGAUAACAUUCUGUGUGAAGCUUUGCAGCAUAACAUCCCUCUGAUUAUACCUCCGCCGCAUCAUCCGUCUUAUAAGUAUCCGAUGCCAUGGGUAGUAUUUCGAAUGUUCGAUUACACCGAUUGUCCUGAAGGUCCUAUUUUGCCGGGAGCUCACGCGAUAGAACGAUACUUGAUAGAAGAGCAUUUGCAUCAAAUUAUCGAAUUGUAUCACUUUGAGAGAAAAGAAUGUGCUCAGCAGCUCAUGAACUUCCCAUAUAAGCUUAAUAUUCCCCUGGAAUAUUGUGUUAUUGAAGUGAUAUUUGCCGAAUUGUUGAGUCUCCCUGCACCGAGGUAUAUAGAAAUAUUUUACGCAUCUUUACUCUUGGAAUUGUGUAAAUUGAAGCCGUUCACUGUACCUCAGGUUUUAGCUCAAGCUACUGAAAUGUUCUUCUUCCGAUUGGAAAAUAUGAACGUGGCAUGUUUUGACAGAUUGGUUACAUGGUUCGGUUAUCAUUUGAGUAAUUUCAAAUUCAGCUUUGCUUGGGAUGAUUGGGAAGCAUCGGUAAAAUUUCAUCCUGAACAUCCUCAACCGAAGUUUAUUCGUGAAGUACUACUCAAAACUAUGAGGUUGUCGUAUCAUCAACGAAUUUGCGACAUGGUUCCCAAAAGCUACGCUCAGUUACUUCCCGAAAAACCCGAGCCCAAAUAUAAAUAUAGCCCCGAUAAUUCGAGUGAAGUGGAAGGUGUACAGUAUGCGCAAACUCUAUCCACAGCCAUUCGUCAGAAAAGCCCGGAGGAUCAGAUAAUAAAUAUUUUGAAGGACAUACCGAAUCCUUUACUUAUGGAGAGCAGUGGGGAUAUGGAACCUAGAUGUAAUCCGUUACAAAUUGAUGUGUUCGCACAAACGUUGCUGUUUUUGGGAGCUAAAUCAUUCACGCAUUCGUUUGUCGCCAUCAAUCGUUAUUAUGAGGUUUUGAAAUGGUUAGCCGAAAGUGAAGAAGCACAGCUUUGCGUACUGCGAAGUAUUUUCGAAUUAUGGCGUACUCACCAACAAAUGCUCAUCGUUUUGAUCGAUAAGUUGUUGAAGAAUCAAAUUCUAGAUUGUUCUUCUGUCGCCAAUUGGAUAUUUUCGAAAGAAAUGUCGUCAGAAUUCACGAAAUUGUAUGUUUGGGAAAUAUUAUACCUGACUAUAAACAAGAUGUCGAAGCACGUUAAUCGUCUUACCAAGGAAUUAACCGAAAUGAGAGAAAAAGUGGGACACACCAAUGGUAGCUCUGAUAGUGAAGACGAAGAACCACAAAUUAAAACAGAAGAAAAAAUAACAGAGGAAAUGGUCGAAAAAAUGGAAGAAAAGUUGGAAUCUGCGCAAGGAGAUCAGAAAAAUUUAUUCCUCAUUAUUUUCCAGAGAUUUAUUAUGAUACUCGGAGAACAUUUGGUGAGAUGCGAUACCGAUGGUAUCUCUCAUGAGAAUUAUUGGUACAAGUGGACUAUUGGCCGGCUUCAACAAGUAUUUUUAGCCCACCACGAUCAAGUUCAAAAAUACAGCGGUACUUUGGAGACUUUAUUGUUCACUCAAGAUCUUGAUCCGCAUAUUUUAGAAGUAUUCCAUCAGUUUUUAAGCUUGAGAGGUUAAGUUCCUAGUCUGUGCGUACAACCGAGUCCAAAUUGACAUUUUUCUUUUCUGUUUGUACUCAGUGAAUAUGUGACUAUUUUGGGCACGUAGCCUUUUAUUAGUUAUGAAGUUAACUCGAGUUAUCAUUACUUAAGAAUAUUGCAAAUAAUAUUACUUUUCAAGUAGGUAAUAAAAUUUUUAUUCCAACUAAGUUGAGAUACACAUUAUGAUUUCAUAAAUCGUAGAUUCGAUUUCUAAUGCUAUUGUGAUACAGAUUAAUCGAAAUGUCUUUUUCUUAAUUCACGGGUAUUUAUGAUAUUAUUUAUUGCAUUAAAAAUCAUGUUAAAAAAAUAAUUAUAUCUAUACAUUUUCACUUAGA